CCUCACUCGCACUCCAGUACCCGGUGGUAGUCGAGGGUGGCAUUGUUUGCCGAGCGGAGGACGAGCAGGAGCUUUCUGCGUCUGUCGUAUCUCGUUUCUCUUUCUCUCUCUCUUUCUCUCUCUCUCGCCUUCGAGGACCUUUCCACCUGUCGCCGGCGAACCUGCGAACGACGUUACGAGUGAGCCGCGUCGUAGGCAUGAGGUCCUGUUUGCUGUGGCUGUCUAUCCUGUUGGUCGUCCUGGCCGACAGGAGCUUCGCCAGUCCUUAUUUCGACGAGGAAGACGACGGUCUCCAAGCCGGUGGCGACUCGGAUUAUACGGACAAUGCUUUGGAGAAUCUGAUGCGCGCGGCGCAGCAAAAACGUACCUCGUUGAUAUACUUGUUUAGGCGGGCCUGCAUAAGACGCGGCGGCAACUGCGACCACCGGCCGAAGGACUGCUGCUUCAGCUCUAGCUGCCGCUGCAACCUCUGGGGCUCCAAUUGCCAGUGUCAACGGAUGGGUCUCUUCCAGAAGUGGGGCUAAGCCUCCCCCCUCCCACCCCACCUCCGGCCUUUGCUCCUGUUCUCCUUUCGUUGGUCUUCCUUGAACUCCCCUUGCAUCUCGAUUGACGUCUCUUUUCCCCUUUCCUUUUUUUUUUCUUUCUCGUUUCAUUACUCCGCCGGAUUGACUGUCCUCCGACGAUGUCCUCCUUCGAGCACUCGGACGUUCCUCCCGUAUAAUUUCACCCAGCCGAUGUAUCUGUCUAUCCCACGGGCGUACCGGCACGACGUUUUCGACGCUUGCGAUUUGUAUCCUCGACAUAAGACAAUGGCCUCGAUGAUAAUACGCUUCGAUGAGAUCUCCUCUUUCGCGUGUCAUAGGUCCUCUCGGUAGAGAGAGAGGAAUGCGCACACUAUUACGAGAUUAUCAGGAUCGAUUGUUUACAAAAAGCGGGGGGAAACUCAGCUGAGAUACGUCGACGUUCGCAGAAUCCUUCCACGCGCGAUUUCUUUGUUGUUUCCCUUUCUGUGAGAAAAUCCCUUUUCUCCGGUCUCUCGACGCGCGAUCUUUCACGACUACCUCUCUCGCGAUAUUCGAUACCUGGGAUACGCUGCACCGAUCAUUCUCAGUUAGUAGUCGGCUAACGAGUCCUUGUCCCUUCCCGUAGCUCCGGUUACGAGAGACGGAUAGGAGGAUGGGAGGAAGUGCAGUCGAUUAACGAGCACCGGUCUCGGUGCAGCGUCUGAUCCUCGCGCUGAUUGAACGGCGACUUUUCGGCGGGAAUUACCCGGCUCAUCGUGUCAAAAUGUAACGCCGGGGCUUACGUGCGUUCGUUCCGUUUUCACGACCGCCGUUUUAUUCGCCCGACCUCCUCCUCCUACCCUCUCGGGGACUUCUUUUUUCCCUCGUCGUUUCAUCCUCGUCAGCGCAGAUCGUCGUUGAGCCGACAGCCGGGGAUGCCGGGGAACGCAUACUGCGCGCUCAAAGGACCUCGAUUCACAUCAAUCGAUCGUCCCCUCUGUGCUGCAGCGGCUGCUUCGGAUCUUCCGGAUGGGACGCGCGAAGAAUGCAACCGUGUGAAAAUAUUUUAUUGUAACUGUUUCUUUCCUCACGCUCGGCGCGUUCUUUCUCCGUGACCUGCCGUUCCGCCGAGAUAAAAGUCUCGGGGUCGUGAAACCGACGACUAAACUCUCUGUAAUAGGACACACACUUGUAUCCGGCGGCCAUGAGCCUCGUCGUCUGAUUUCUCCACGAGUUCAGAUAAUGCGUAUAGAAUAUAUGUGAAUGAUAAAAAUCAAACAAGUUGCGUUUGUACUUCACGACGACGGCACUCUCUCCUCCGGGAAUUCGUCAACCCUCCGGCCUCCCUUCUUCGCGAAAAUUACGAAAAAUAAGAACUACGAAGAAACAGGAAAUUGUGAAAUUGACGACACGAAUAAAAUAUCGGAAGCAUUAUGUCACACGUUUGUAUUACACGGCAACAUUAUGCGCGCGAAGAAUUGUAUCGGUACGAGACUUCGAGUGUGAGAUCGGUUUCUAUUCUCGCGCGUCGCAUCGCUGCCCUCCCACCGACGACCUUGCCGCAGUCUCUUUAACAGUCUCUAUCUUCAGAGAAUCGCAGCUCGACUUCUAUCCGUAUAUAAUAAUGUCGAGUAUCUCGUAGUCGCCGUCUUCUGGACGACGCGACGUCCUUCCGCGACGAAUCGAGCUCGAUUCUCUGCGCUCUUCGGCGCCCUUCGCAGUCCUCCUGCGCGACGGCACGGAAAAUUGGCACAUCGGUGACGAGACGCGCGCGGACAAAUUUUGGGAAAUUACCGUCCUCUGAUUGGAGAUUCCUUUCCGGCCACUUUCGCUAAUCAGAUCGUCGGUAGGUUCCUCUCUCGCCCGUCGACCCGUCGAGGACGAUUGCGAACAAGUCGAUAGAAUUAAUUGAGAUCGGUGCGAAGAGAGAGAAAGAGAGAGAAAGAGAAAGAGAGAGAGAGAGAGAGA
Dinoponera quadriceps is the source of this 2471-nucleotide messenger RNA. RefSeq names its product U8-agatoxin-Ao1a-like. Lineage: Eukaryota; Metazoa; Arthropoda; Insecta; Hymenoptera; Formicidae. Bases 198 to 524 code for a protein of 108 amino acids. The record is from RefSeq and is a predicted model, not a curated record. Gene Ontology annotation, molecular function: ion channel inhibitor activity. Gene Ontology annotation, cellular component: extracellular region. The transcript is spliced from 3 exons.